This is a messenger RNA of Daucus carota subsp. sativus, 1535 nucleotides long. RefSeq names its product U-box domain-containing protein 28. The transcript has a single exon. The record is from RefSeq and is a predicted model, not a curated record. Gene Ontology annotation, molecular function: ubiquitin protein ligase activity. NCBI's taxonomy places the organism in Eukaryota, Viridiplantae, Streptophyta, Magnoliopsida, Apiales, Apiaceae. Gene Ontology annotation, biological process: protein ubiquitination. Bases 94 to 1344 code for a protein of 416 amino acids.
UAAAAUAAAUAACUCUACCUUCCUUUAGCAGAAACCAUAACUCUCCUGAUUCUCAUUUCUAUUCAAACGAUUUUAAAACAACUACUCCUCUCCAUGGCUCGCCACAAGAACGAGCUAUACGUCACCGUUCCGAGCCUCUUCCGGUGCCCUAUCUCAAUGGACGUCAUGAAAUCUCCGGUAAGUCUCUGCACCGGCGUCACCUACGACCGUUCCAGCAUCACCACCUGGCUCAAUUCAGGCCACAAUACCUGUCCCGCCACCGCUCAAAUCCUUCAGUCAACUGAUAUCAUCCCUAAUCUGACUCUCCGUAGUCUCAUUCGCUGCUGGAAUAACUCGCUCCUGGUUCUCCCUGACUCCCCUGCCGCGCACAAUCGGCAAUCGGAAUCGAUCGCUUUCUCGCCUGUAGAACAGAAACAGAUACUCGAAUCGCUUAAAAACGUUGUUAAUGGAAAUUCGGAGUGUUAUUCGAGCUCUGUAUCGGUAAUUCUCGAAUUCGCGGUGUUUUCGGAGGAGAAUCUCGAGAUUGUUUUGAAUUAUGAUGGAUUCGUGACUGCGAUUGUGGAGAUUUUCGACAAAUUCGCUGAAAUCGAAGUUCUGGAGUUGGUGAUUUUACUGUUUGAGUUUGUUAUUUUCGAAAGUAGAGAGAAACAGAAGCUGAUUGUUGAGCUUCAUCGAUGCUCUCUGUCUCCGUUCGAUAAAAUUCUUCGAAGAGGCAAGCUCAAUUCACGGAUCAGUGCCGCGAAAGUUCUAGAAUCAAUGUCGAUGAACGAAGAAACUAGAAACAAAAUUAAACAACACGAGAAUUUACUCGCUGAAUUGUGUAAAUUUUUAAGCUCCGAAACUGAUCGGAAAGCGAUCGACGCCGCUCUAUCGGCAUUGAUUGCGGUCACAUCCUCGAAAUUCGUGAAAACCGAGUUAAUCCGGUUCGGCAUCGUUCGAACCGGAGCUCAAAUCCUCUCCAGUGCAGACCAGACCGGGCCGAUCAUCGAGAAAACGAUGAAAUUGCUAGAAAUAGUCUCGACUUGUACGGAAGGGCGAAGUGCAAUAAGCGAAGAUACAAAAUGCGUAUCAGCAAUAACUGAUAAAUUGAUGAAAGUGUCCGAUACCGCGACGGAGCACGGUAUCGGAGUAAUCCACAGCGUUUGUUAUUUGAGCCGUGAUCGGACGGCCAGGGACGCGGCAAUGAGAAGCAAUGGAUUGACGAAAGUGCUGUUGGUGAUGCAGAGUGAUUGCUCCGGGAGAGUGAAGCAAAUGUGUGGCGAGUUGGUGAAAGUGUUCCGAGUCAACUCGAAGUCGUGUUUGGCGAGUUACGAGACUCGGAUGAGUCAUAUUACCCCGUAUUGACUCGGUUGGUUGGUGAUGGUGUUGAAUAGUGAGUUGGUGAUGAAAUUAAGUAUUUUUGGGAGUAUUGUUUGUUUGACCAAAAUUUGUUGUAGCUGUUAUUAUUUGACCAAAGAGAAGUAGAGAUAUCUAGAUGUAUAUCCAAAUUCAAAAGUGAAUUUGUGUUUGACAAUUCAAGAGAUUCAUUCAAAGUA